Messenger RNA from Pecten maximus, 4928 nucleotides. Its product is annotated as AP2-associated protein kinase 1-like. The coding region runs from base 321 to 4520 and encodes 1399 amino acids. The transcript is spliced from 17 exons. Gene Ontology annotation, biological process: protein phosphorylation. The record is from RefSeq and is a predicted model, not a curated record. Lineage: Eukaryota; Metazoa; Mollusca; Bivalvia; Pectinida; Pectinidae. Gene Ontology annotation, molecular function: protein kinase activity; ATP binding.
UUUACUUAUGAGACGAGAUUUCCACCAUAUUUUGGUAGCAGGUGCUCGAUGACACCUUCUGAUUCAUCGAUAAUGACACUGUCACCUUUAUCAACGUACUGAAUAACGGAUCUAUAGUAAGCAGAAUAUUGGUUGUAUUUGCAUUAGAUGUGCUCGUCGUGCGUAAGUAAUGGUCAAGACAUAAUUCAGGAAAAUCGGGUCGACCCUGACCGCAUGAAAUUAUUUCAGGGAAAACCGCCUACUCCAUAUCAUAGAUAUAUAUAAUAUACAUUCGACACAACUGACAUUCCAAAAGUGAGAGCAGAGCUGACAUCGUCACGAUGAAGAAACUUUUCUCGAAAAUUGACACAGGUCAACAAAAUCCUCAUGUUGGAAAAGUGUUCAAUGUUGGAAGAUUUAGCUGUACAGUUGAAGAUGUCAUCGCUGAAGGAGGAUUUGCUAUCGUGUUCCUGGUGAAGGCUCAGAAUGGUAAUCACUAUGCUCUGAAGCGUCUGUUUGUGAACAAUGAUCAGGACCUGACAGUGUGUAAGAGGGAGAUUCACAUAGCGAAAACAUUAUCAGGCCAUAAGAAUAUCAUCAAAUAUGUAGAUUCCAGUAUAACAGUAACAACCAACCGUGUGUACGAGGUGAUGAUUUUAAUGCAAUAUUGUAGAGGUCAUGUGAUACAAUUAAUGAAUGAUCGAUUGAAUGUUGGAUUUUCGGAGAAGGAGGUAUUACGUAUUUUCUGUGAUGUGUGUGAAGCAGUAGCAAGACUACACCAUUGUCAAACACCUAUAAUUCACCGAGAUUUAAAGGUAGAAAAUAUACUUAUAUCUGACAGUAGUCAUUACGUGCUAUGUGACUUCGGAAGUGCUACAGCUAAAGUUCUUGAUCCAAGUCAACAAAACGUUUCACAGAUAGAAGAAGAGAUUCAAAAAUAUACAACAUUAUCAUACCGGUCCCCGGAGAUGGUAGAUCUCUACAAUGGAAAACCAAUCACGACUAAGGCAGAUAUAUGGGCAUUAGGUUGUAUGUUGUACAAGUUGUGUUUCUUCAUCUUACCCUUCGGAGAAAGUACCUUGGCUAUACAGAGUGGCACCUUCACCAUACCUGAUAACUCCAGAUACUCCAAUGGACUUCAUGCACUUAUAGCCUACAUGUUGGAGGUAGACCCUGUGAAAAGACCAGAUAUAUUCCAAGUGACAUAUGUAGCAUUUAAACUAGUAGGACGUGAAUGUCCUGUAGCCAAUAUGUUUAGUUGUAAAACCCCAGACAUUGCCAAGCUUACACUGCCUAUGACAGAGUCAGAAGCAAGACAAGUGAAAACAGCCACAUACAAGACUGUGUCAUCCUCAGCUAUAGAGAGUACAACAGUCACUCCACGGUCACGACCGAAGGGACAAGCUAUUCCACAGGGGGCCACUUUAGGGCUGCCCUUACAGACAUCAGUUGCCCCACGUAAACGGCCGACUCCGACACAAACUCCUAAUACAGAUAUAUCACAAGCUAGUUCCAGUCACUUACCCCAAGCAACACCAGCUCAAACAUCCAGUAGACCUAGUCAGCAGCAGCAGCAACAACAACAACAGGUGUAUGGUGCAAGUGGUCCAACACAGGAUCAUUACAACCAGGCAUCAAGUCAGUACAACUCAGGGAUGCAGGCUCAGUAUCCUCAAAACCAACAGCAGUACAUGGCUCAGCAAAAGGCUAUCCAGCAACAAUUGUACACACAACAAAUGUACAAACAACAACAGCAACAACUUUAUAUGCAACAACAACAGAUACAACAACAGCAGCAGCAACAACAGUAUAUACAAAGUCGUCAACAUCAACAAAAUUUACAACAAAGCCUGCAACAACAACAACAACAGCAGCAGCAGCAACAACAACAACAACAACAACAACAACAACAACAACAACAACGGUUAAACAUGGCUCAGCAAAGAGCAAUGACUCAUUCCUAUCAUGAUGGCCAAUCCGUUAUGCCAGCAGCCAUACACAGUAGUCACAGUAGUGAGGCACUCUUCACCAACUUCUCAGACAAUUUCCAUCGGGGAGAAACAACUGCUGCUGAGGAAUGUGUGUAUAACUCUAAUGUCGAUCAGAACAAUAGGUCAGGCCGCCACUCCAGUGAGGACAAUUUUAAAAUCCCUAGCACUUCUCAUUCUCGACAAAAAGUCAGUCAGGGCAAAAAUUCCGAUGCUCAGCCACUGAUAUCUAUAACACCACCUCUGUCACCAAAGGUUGUCAAGAGUCACCGUAGAAACGUCAGUGAUACGUCUUACGUAACCAUGGGAGGAAAGGGAAGUGCCUUCAGGUUGGUCAAGGGAAGAAACUACCAAGGAAACCUAUUGUCUGCACCACUACAAGGAAAGUCGAAGUCUGCAACAACAUCACCAGUACAUUCCUCACCCAGGUCACCAACACUAACAAGAGCUGUAUCAGCUGAUAUAUCUGACUGGAACCCUUUUGAUGAUAACUUUGGUGUAGAUACAGAAGAGGAAAUAUUUGGCAAGGAAUUUGAUAAGCUAAGGCGGGGCUCCAAUAGUAGUAUAUCCAAUGUCAAGAGUAGAGAAGACCUUGUCAUGUCAGGCUCAGAUUCUUCAGAUCCCUUCACUAGUGCACCAUUCAAAAAACCAGGUAGAGCAGGGCCAGGCAGUUCCCACCACCGGAGCACCUCCAGCACAUCCAACUCCAGUUAUGGAGAGGAAGAAAAUGAUGAAAAAUCCAAUGGAAAACAAGACAGGAAGGAACCCAAGGAUACUGUUAACCAGGAAACAGAAUCACAUGACUUCUUUGGUGCUUCUUUAGUAAAAGCCGCAUUGAAUCGGGCAUCACGGUACCAACAACUGGUUGACACCGAUGAGGACAGUGAAGAGAAAAAAGUCUCCAAACCAAUAGAGCCCCAGGCUAAACCUUCCAAAGAACAGGCAGAGUCCAGCUCAUCAUAUGCAGAAGAUGACCACCCUGAUGUACAUGUAAAUAGAAAUGCUAAAGACUUCAGUUACAAGGAGUUAGAGGACGAGUAUGGCAGUCGACCUGUGCCUGCUACAUCGGCAAAUAAACCACGUGAGGGACACCAGGGGGCACCACAAGAGUUCAACAGCCGGCGUUCUGUGGGGCGUGAAGUACCGCCAGGUACAGAUCAGAGAAACAUGAAUUCAUCAGACAGGAUUGUAGGUCAUGAGUAUGGUGUACGGCCACUUUUAGAUGAUGAUGAGUUAGAGGAUUCAUAUGGAAUGCAGCAUCACCAUGGUAACUCAGAGACUGGCUAUUCACAUGAUCAUGAUGACAGUACCCCCAGCAGUAAUAGCACGGUAUCCCCUAACAUGCUGGGUAGUCCUUCUCUGUCCCCGUCUAUGGAGACCGGUUCAUCAGAUCCAUUUGCUUCCGCACCAUUUAGGAAGAAGCAGACAAGAAAAAAGCGUCCAUCUAGUGCUGUUAUGCCAAGUAAACCAGCUGGAAACCCAGAUAUAUUUGCCAAGGCACCAUUCAAACCAAAGUUUAUGACAAAGUCCAAGACUCACCAAUCUAUAGGAAGCCCACUCCUUCAGAUUGACAAACCUGGCGAGGCCCAAGCAGGGGAGUCAAGCAAUGGGGAUAUAUUUGGCAAGGCCCCUUUUAAAAUAGCUCCUGUAACAAAACCAAAACAAUUGACACACGAGUUGUCUCCCCCUUGUGAGCCAGUGUCAUCUGUGGGCCUAAGCUCUGAACAGGCCAAACAAUCUGUGAUAGUAUCCACUCCCUCCUUCAUGCCACCCAACCCUAGACAGUUCUACUCCAUGUCCCUCACCACGUCCCACUCUGCCAGUGUACAGGCACCUGUGAAAGAGCCUCCCAAGGAACACUUCGCCGUCUCUGAUCCCUUUGGGGCAGUGCCAUUCGGUCAUAUGAGAAUGAAUAAAAAGGCUGAUGAUGUACAAACAAGUAAUGUGAAAAAAUCUCAGUCGUUUGGUUAUAAUCCCAGAAACACAGUAUCUAAACAGACACAGGAUGUGAGGCAAGUAUCUGGUGGUAGUGAUGUCGGUUACCAAUCCCUCAGUAAUGAGGAGAUUAAAUUUCCAGACUCUAUCUCCCCCGGGCACCAACAUGCUGAGGACUAUUUAUUGAGCAGGGACAGUGAUGAUGAGGAUGAGCAGGAUGAAGAAGAAAACCUUAGUUCCAGUUUUCAGCAUUCCAGAGGUCGCAGCAAACCUGUGCGGCGGAGCCCAAGAGAUACUGUUCCUACAUCAGGAUUCGCAAACAUGAGUUUUAAUGAUGACGAUGAAGGAGGUGACCCUGAUGGGGUUCACGCUCAGGGAUACAUGGGACAGGACUUGAGUAAAUGUAUGGGACAGAGUUUACAUGUGUCAAGUAUUCGUCAUCCUGCAUAUACCAAGGAGUCUAUCUCACAUGUAGCAAAUGCUUCAACAGAGGCAAUGAAGGUGAGCUCUGGUGGAUACGACACCUUCACAUGGCCGAGGAAACAACGCAAGAUUCCCAGCAUGGCCACUAACGAACCAUUUAGUUCCAAAAAGAAAGUAGAUGUGGUAUCAAAGUGAUAACAAAGAUAGAUUAAAAGCACAUUGUAAUAGCCAGCAAAGACAAACGUUCUACACAAUUUAAUCACCAGCAAAGACAGAUUGCACAUUGUAAUAGUCAGGUUAUGAUUUCGGUGAUUCUAAAAAUUUUAAUCUGUAUGUGUACAUGUACCAGAAAAACUAGUUUAAAUUCCAUGAAAGUUUGUGUUGUUUACACAGACUUGUAUUAGUUAUCAUUGAUAUUUUUUGUAUGAUUUAUGCUUAUUUUACGAUGCAAAGUUGUGCAUUCGAUAUAGUUUCUAGAUCACCUGUACAUCUGAUACAGUUACUACAUCACCUGUACAUCUGAUACAGCUACUACAUCACCUGUACAUCUGAUACAGUUACUACAUCACCUGUACAUCUGAUACAGUUACUAGAUCACCUGUA